Lachancea meyersii CBS 8951 is the source of this 462-nucleotide messenger RNA. The record is from the annotation of a GenBank genome assembly. Lineage: Eukaryota; Fungi; Ascomycota; Saccharomycetes; Saccharomycetales; Saccharomycetaceae.
AUGGCUCGUUCCAGAGGAGGCGUUAGAUCCAGACCAGCUCCAGCUCAAAGCCGUUCGGCAUCGACCAUGGCUGCCCACCCAGCCCAACAGCAGCACGCUCCGCAAACUUCGGCUUACUCCCAGCCUCAGGCUGCUGCUCAGCCCCGUCAGCCUGGCCUUUUCUCGCAAAUGGCAUCCACUGCUGCCGGUGUGGCUGUCGGUAGUGCUGUUGGCCACACCCUAGGUGCCGGUCUCACUGGAAUGUUUUCCGGCUCUUCUAGUGCCCCAGCUGCCGAGCAGCAGCAGCAGAUGGUUGCCGCUCCAGCUCAGCAGCAGGGUUUCGCUCACGAACAGGCCAGAACCUGUGACGUCGAUGCCAGAACCUUCACUCGUUGCUUGGAAGAAAACAGCGGAAACAUGCAAAUCUGCGAUUUCUACCUGCAGCAGUUGAAGGCAUGCCAAGAAGCUGCCCGUCAUUACUAA